CCCCCCCCACCGGGGAACAAGGGCUGAACAGGGCCGGGCGUAGAGAGGGACAUCGGGUCACGGGGAGAUGCAAUGGCUUUGUGUCCGGCUGGAGAAGGAGCUGGAGCUGGAGAUCGGUGCAAAACAGUGAGGGAUUUGUUAAAGGAGAAGCUCGAUCAGCUUCAGUGUCACUUCACGUGGGGCCCACAGAAGGAGAUCAUUGACCUGGAUAAUAUAAUGUACAGAUUACAAGAUUCUAUAGAACUGAAUUUGAAGUAUAAGGCCAGGUCCUACAACCAACUCGCUUUUGUAAACUGCCUGCAAGGCAACAGUGAGGAAGCUAUUCAAAACUUAAAGGAGGCUGAAAAGAUUCUGAGGGAGAACCAUAAAGAUGCAUUUGAAAGAAGAAGCAUCAUCACCUAUGGAAACUAUGCCUGGGUGCAUUACCACAUGGGAGAACUGACCAAGGCCCAGUCCUACCUCGACAAGCUGGAGAUGAUCUGUGAACCGCUCACUGAUGGUCCUCGCUAUACAGCAAUGAUACCUGAAGUGUAUGGGGAGAAGGGAUGGUCAUUGUUGAGAUCGGCUGCUCAACACUAUGAGGAGGCUAUGGAAUGUUUUGAGAAAGCUCUGGAGGAAGAUCCUGACAAUACGGAGUGGAUCAUGGGCUAUGCAACAGUUCUGUUUCGUCUGGAAUCAAUUCCUGGAACCCAAGAGAAAUACAAAAGUAGUCAGUGUGUGACUCAUCUGCGACGUGUUCUGGAGCUUGAUCCAGAUGAAUCUUUGGCCAUGGUGAUGUUGGCCCUAAAACUGCAACAGGACAAUCAAAAGAAGGAAGCAAAUGAAUUAGUUGAACGAGCCUUACAGAAAAGCCCUGAUGUUCCAAAAGUGCUUCGUAAUGCUGCAAAAUUUUACAGACUAGAACGAGCUGUGGAAAAGGCAAUUGAGCUGCUGGAAAAAGCAUUAGCAAUCACUCCAAUGAACAGUGUCCUUCACGACCAAAUAGGUAUGUGCUACAGAGAGCAACUACUUGCACUGUUCAAAAAUCCAUUGAGCUCUGAUCCACAAUAUCCCGCAUUUCAACAGAAAAUGUUGUUGUUCAAUCAUUGCAAACAUCACUUUGGAAAGGCAUUUGAACACCGUCCAAAGACUGCUACUAAAUCACAACUAGAUUAUGCAGACAUCUGUAUAAGAAAUGGAGAGCAUUCCGAAGCAGCAGAGGUCUACAGCAAACUGCUGAAGUUAGAGGGCAUUCGUCCACAAAAUAUGCAGAAAAUAUAUUUACAGGCUGGCAUUUUUGAAAUGUACCGGAGAAAGUCUGAUUUAAAUGCUGUCAACUUGUUGCAGAAAGGACUGAAGAUUAAAAAUAACACACAUGACUGGAAAUUGUGUUAUAAACAUUUGGACAAGUGGGUAAGGAGGAAGCUUUGCAGGGAUGCACAUGACAGCAAGGCCCUUGGUGUCAAAGGAUUUCUGCAUCAGAUGGAUGGGCACAAGUCUGAAGCUAUUGAAUCCUUUGUAAAGGCUUUGGAAUUUGAUCCCAGUAAUGAAGAAUAUCUCAGUGCUCUUUGUGAAUUACGUCUUUCAUUUGAAGAGCAUCAUGAACUUUGAAAGAUGCAAUACUUUCAUCUGACCCAAGAAAAGAAUGAAUGUGGUGUUUGUUUCACUAAUUAUAUUCUGUUCUCACCUUCUCCAAUUGGGAACUGUACGCAUGAAGGUGUCAUUUUUAAAUUG
This is a messenger RNA of Amblyraja radiata (thorny skate), 1713 nucleotides long. Its product is annotated as interferon-induced protein with tetratricopeptide repeats 5-like. Lineage: Eukaryota; Metazoa; Chordata; Chondrichthyes; Rajiformes; Rajidae. Gene Ontology annotation, biological process: defense response to virus. Gene Ontology annotation, molecular function: protein binding. Bases 73 to 1590 code for a protein of 505 amino acids. The record is from RefSeq and is a predicted model, not a curated record. Gene Ontology annotation, cellular component: cytosol. The transcript has 2 exons.